This is a messenger RNA of Hibiscus syriacus, 534 nucleotides long. RefSeq lists its product as uncharacterized. Lineage: Eukaryota; Viridiplantae; Streptophyta; Magnoliopsida; Malvales; Malvaceae. Bases 1 to 534 code for a protein of 177 amino acids. The transcript has a single exon. Gene Ontology annotation, molecular function: nucleic acid binding; RNA-DNA hybrid ribonuclease activity. The record is from RefSeq and is a predicted model, not a curated record.
AUGUGGGCAAUCUGGUAUGCCCGAAACAAACAGUACCAUGAAGGAAAUAUCACUAUGAGCAGAGAAUUAACCACAUUUAUCCUUGCUCACUGCAAAGAAUAUUCGUUAGUGAAUGCUCAAAUCCAGACCCAUCCGCCUCCAAAUCAAACUGGAUUGCUCCCACCAAAUGCUUCAUGGGUGAAGGUAAACUUUGAUGCCAGCUUCUCUCAUACAAACAAAAAAGCUUGGUCAUGUAUAAUCAUAAGAGACAGUAUGGGAGAAAUAUUGGGGGCUGCAAAACGUAAAAUCCAAACGGCUACCUCUGUUUUUGCAGCGGAGGCAACAACGACAGUCCAUGCAAUCCAAUUCACAAUUGACUUAGGAUGUACGAGGGCUAUCUUUGAAGGGGACUCUAAAACAAUCAUUCAGAAAUUGCAAUCAGAUGAGGAAGACCUUUCGGAGGUGGGUGCAAUGAUCUGGGAUGGCAAGUUUUUGGCCUCUAAGCUACAUACAGCGACGUUUAACUUCACUCAAAAAGGAGAGAAUAAAAGAUAA